GUGGGUGGGGCGGAGGGGGCGGCCCGCCCCGGGCGGCAGCCCGCGGGGGCGGCAAAAUGUCGCCGGUGAAGCGAGUUGAGACCACUACAUACGAACGACAACAUCGCAUCAUGCCGCGCGGCGCUGCCGGGCGCGUGCGAGUCGAGUUGACUUGAGAUCUUUUGUUUCACGCGUCGGCCCGUGUCCAUUCGAUGCCUCUCUUUCUUUCGCACUCAUUGAACAUUGUACUGAACUUUGUUUGUUUUAGUGCAUUGUGAAGUACCGUCACGCAAUCACGCAUUACUCGUAUGUUUGUUUCGCGAGAGUUUUGGAUACGGAACGAAAGCCAUUUAUAUUGUGUUUCGAUCUUUUAAAUACUGUUAAAGCUUUUAAAACUAAACAUUUAGAACUUUACCUACCCAAUCUUUGAACUAGUUUUUGAAAAUGAAAAGAGUCAAAGAAAGCGGUGCGGAAUUCCGCAAAAAAAAGGCUAAGAAAGAUGCAGAUGCGAAGAAGUCUCAAGGUGCAUUACUGAAGUAUUUCAGUUCCAGUUCUGGUUCGAAAGCCACAUUAACGUCUUCGAUGACAUCCUGCAGCAGCGAAAGUGAUUCCAGUGCACAAGAAAAAGACGUGCCUGCCGUCGCAGUUGGAAAAAGUUCUGGUUCCACCAAAGAGCAGGGUCAACACGCAGUCGAAUCACCAGAAGUACCUCAAGCAUCUAGUCAUAAGCCUGCAGAAAAAGUGAAUGUUGCCAAAGAAGACAUAAUUGAAAUCGUGCCUUCUGCUCCUGCCGAAGUCAAAGAUGUGAAUCUCGACGAUGUAGGUUGCUGGCCUUCUCCUAUGACCGACGAAGUCAGAACGCUUCUAGUACGUCGCGGAUCUGACUCAGUACAGUACAUCGAUUCUAAAUUUGCUGAUGUUGUUCGCCCAGGGUCUUCAACUAAAGGCGGUACCCGAAAACUAACCAAAGAGUGGUUCUACAAACCAUUAUCUAACGGCGAAAAGGUUCUCCGAACAUGGAUGGUGUACUCGCCUUUGAAGCAAUCCUUGUAUUGUUUUUCUUGCAAGCUGUUCGGCAAUUCCGGCUCGAACUUCGCAUCUGAAGAAGGAUUUAACAAAUGGUGGAAGCUAAAUCCAAGAAUCGGAGACCAUGAAAAUAGCCUGGGCCAUGAACAGAGCUUCUUGAAAUGGAAGGAGUUGGAAGUUCGCCUAAACUGUAAAGCAACCAUUGAUCAGAAACAACAAGAAGUUUUCGAAAGUGAGGAGAAAAAGUGGAGAGAUGUACUUACACCAGACAUCUCCCACAAUGACCAAAUGAGCCAAGUUCUGCGAUACGUGCAUAUCGAAGGAGAAAAAGUCGCCGUGGUAGAAUCUUUCAUUGAUUUCUUCGAACCAAAAGGAAAAAAUGCAGAAGAUCUCAGCAACGAUAUAAUCGCGAAGAUAACAUCAGACGGACUGGACAUACAGAAUUUGAGAGGACAGGCUUAUGACAAUGCUGCCACCAUGUCAGGGAUCCACAAUGGAGUUCAAGCCCGGAUUAAAGCACUGAAUCCGAAAGCUAUAUUCGUUGCAUGCACAAACCACUCACUAAACUUGGCUGGGAAAGCCAGACGAGUGACAAUGGACACCGAAAUUGCGACCGAAACUCGCAAGGCAACGGCACGACAACUAGAGAUGCAGCUAAAAACAACAGCACAGGACCUACACGAGUCGAGGGCCUUGUCGAAGCAGUUGUUGGAGGAAAGGGAGGAAAGCGAAGUGGAGCUCCAGAAGGUAAUCAACAAAAACUCAGAAUUGAGAAGGGAGCUGGCGGACAAUGAUGUGCAGCUGACUGAUGCCCGCGGAGAAGUGGACCGUUUGCAAGGCACAAUAGACACCUUCAACCAGUGCGCUUCGACACAUGAAGUGGCCUUGGCCCGCAUCACACAGUUAGAAGAAGAACUGGGCUAA
This is a messenger RNA of Leguminivora glycinivorella, 1929 nucleotides long. RefSeq lists its product as uncharacterized. The coding region runs from base 424 to 1929 and encodes 501 amino acids. The record is from RefSeq and is a predicted model, not a curated record. NCBI's taxonomy places the organism in Eukaryota, Metazoa, Arthropoda, Insecta, Lepidoptera, Tortricidae. The transcript is spliced from 5 exons.